AUGAAGACAUUUGUAACGCAGAGACAAGCCAGCCAGCUCCUUCACAACAAGUUUGUGGUGGUUCUUGGUGGCUCAGUACAGCGCUCCAUGUACAAAGACCUGGUUCUGCUGCUUCAGAGGGAUCAGUACUUGACUCUGCCUCAGCUCAAGUCCAAAGGGGAGUUAUCCUUUGAGCGGGACGCCCUGGUGGAAGGAGGUCGUCUAGGUCCCAUGACUAAUGGCACAGAGUAUAGAGAGGUGAGGCAGUACCGCUCUGAUCACCACCUGCUGCGUUUCUACUUCCUCACACGCAUCUACUCGCCCUACGUGGAGAGCGUCCUGGAGGACUUUCGGCACGGACUCAAGCCUGACGUCAUCAUCGUCAGCUCGUGUGUGUGGGACAUCACCAGGUACGGCCGGGAGUGUCUUGAACAGUACAAAGAGAACCUCCACAAGUUUUUUGGCCAGAUUAAAACCAUUGUUUGCCACGACUGUCUCAUCCUGUGGACUCUGGCCAUGCCGCUUGGCAAGAAGAUCAAGGGUGGAUUCUUAGUGCCUGAAAUAAGCCACUUGGGUCCCACAGUAUGCUACAACAUCAUUGAGGCUAACUUGUACAGUGGUCGGCUGGCUGAUACCUACGGCUUGGACGUCCUUGACCUACACUUCCAGUUCCGCCUCAGCCUGCAGCACCGCAUGCCAGACGGUGUCCACUGGGAUGCACUGGCCCACCGACGCAUCAGCAGCUUGCUGCUGCAGCACGCUGCUGACGCCUGGGGAGUACAGCUGCCGCACCCCCUCCCCCUUCUCGCACAAGGUGCCCUGCAGAGACAGAGCCCGGCACAAUAUGAGCAGAAUCAUUUCAGAUCACAUAACUUUGACUUUGCUCCAUCAAACAGAGAGCAGCAAACAUCAGACCCCUACUGGAACCAUCUCAGCUCACCAGUCACCAUCACCAUCACCCUGCACAGACUGAUGGUCACCACUAUAGAGGCCUCACAGUUUCCGGACAUCAUGGUUGUCAUGGUUGUCAUGGUCACAGGCUUUCAGCAGCUGGUGGCCUUCACUGGUCAUCCAGGGUUUCUGGUUUGA
Molecule: messenger RNA, 1068 nt
Organism: Scomber japonicus (chub mackerel)
Lineage: Eukaryota; Metazoa; Chordata; Actinopteri; Scombriformes; Scombridae
Product: PC-esterase domain-containing protein 1A-like
Exons: 8
Coding region: 1-1068 (355 amino acids)
Source: RefSeq, a predicted model, not a curated record